Ceutorhynchus assimilis (cabbage seed weevil) is the source of this 6178-nucleotide messenger RNA. The record is from the annotation of a GenBank genome assembly. Lineage: Eukaryota; Metazoa; Arthropoda; Insecta; Coleoptera; Curculionidae.
CCCAGGGUGAUUUCGAACGCACUCUUGAAUUUGGGUAAUUGUAGGUAGGUUCCGCUUGCUCACUCCGUGCACUUCAAGUGACUCCAUUCGCAAUCCAGCCGUUCGGGUCUUUUUGGCGUAUUAAGGGUGACUCCGUUAGCGUUCAGGCCCAUCCUCAAUCAAUCUGGUAGCGAAGUGGCACUUCGGCACGCAUGCUAGAACAAUGUUGUUUAAAAAGAGGGUUUUACAUGCUGCAAGAGUACCUGCAAGUCGAUGCAAGCUGCAAGAACUCUUGCAAAAGGCAUGCGCAGUUGCAACCCAGCUGUUUGCAAGUUGCAAGAAUUCUUAAAUUGCAACUUAUCGGUUCUGUUCGAUAUUUCUACAAGUGCAAGACUCUGCAAGAGUAUUUUUGGGGGAAAAUUUGGUAAUUUUUGGCAUGCCUACUUUCAAUAAAAGUUACUACUUUCAAAAUUAUGUUUAUAUUUAUAGACUAAUGACCAAUGAACUAUAGACAAAAACUGGAAUACGCACACAUUGCCAUAUCUGCCAAAAAAAUGUAGCCAUGAAAGACAGAUGCCACCAAUGAACUAUAACCAAAAACUGGAAUGCUAACACAUAACGUUUCAUAGGAAACAAUUUCUUGUAACAUAGUGGCGGCACCAAUUAUAGUUGUAUUCCUUUCACACCUAGGAGGAGCUCCGGAACAGCUCCGGGGCUUCACGCGCUUAUUCCUUUGCAAAGACUAGCAGCAAUAACCUUUUUUCUAUUUUUACUAUUAAUUUUUGAAAUACACUACGAUUCAUUUUUUACAUACAACAAAAGUAAUAGUAAACAAGUACCAACUACACAUGUAAAACCAAACCGCAAGACGGCGCAAGAAAUCUUUAACAGAAAGAAUCUUGCAGAUACUUGCACUUGCACCGCCUAACUGCAAGAUUUAUUCAGCUUGUAAAACCCCCUUUGGCACGCAUGCUAGGACAAUGUUGUUUAACGUUGGCAUCCUCAAUUCAAUUCCGCGCUAGCAUGCACGCCGACUCCGAAGUGCAAGCUUUUCGAUGCGUGCCGACUUGUGUCAUACGCAGUACGGUAAAAAAUAAUUCAAGUUAUCCUUGCGUUCGAUAUUUUGCUCGAAGAGCAGAGCGUGCAGAGCGGAGCUGUAAUCACGUGACCAGCGAGCGCACAGAGCAGUUGAACGCUGUAUCAGAAGGCUCGAAAUUUUAAUAAUCGAACGUGGAUGAGCCUGCACCGAGUACACUUUUCAAAUAAACGAACGGUAAAUUUAUGCUCGGAGAACUCGGAUCAAAAUACCGAACGCACGGUUCGUGACCGUGGGUAUCAAUUUCCCAGCACUCGUGCCGAAGUGCCACUUCGCUACCAGAUUGAUCGAGGAUGUAGCUUUCGACUAUACGGAGUAAAGUAAAUGGAGUUCACUCCAAAAGUUCCACCUCAGAAAGAGAAUUUUUUAGAGUUAAGCUUACUUUUCAUGCAUCCGUUUUUCCGUCAAUCCGUUGAUCCGAAAGCGUCAUUUACGUGUGGAUGCGGGAAUGGGUAAAAUCAUCAAGUAAAAUAAUUGAUCUAAUUUUAAAAUUUAUUAAACAUGAUGGAGAAAUUUCCUUGACAAAGUUAAACAACAGAGGCAAAAACAUUAAAUAUUGUGGAGGAAUUGAAGUUCAUUUAUAGUACACGAAGGACAAGGCAAAAGUGAAAAAAAAAAAUGGAAACCGGAAAGUUGGAGUGUCACGGUUGACUGACGUUCGUGUAUUAAUUUUUCACUCUAAUCACUCCUAGAUCACGCGACAAAAAUCUAUUCUUACUCUACUCCAACUCCGUGCUGAAUAGCUGAACUCAGGUUAAAUAGAGAGUUCUCGUGCUGUCCAAAUUUCAAAAAUCGUAACGUUAUUUGACAAGUAUGACAGUUUUUACGGUAUUAGUGUUAGCAGUUCAUUGGCGCAGCCCGCUACCUAACGGAAGUUAGCGGAUGCCUUACCGUAAUGCUAAGCUAUGUCAACAUUAGUUUACGCUCCAUUUACGUCUGCAAGAACAGCAAGUUCUAAUAAUUCCUCCAUAAAAAACACCAAGGGAAAAUCAAUGAAACUCAGGAAUCUUCAGGAUAAUUAAAAGUUGGCAAACAAGCAAAAAAAGUUGGGCUAGAUCACUCAUUAAAGCUGUUAAAAUGUAAACAGAAUAAGGGAUUAGAGGAUUUUUGUGUCGUCGUGUCCGAGAACUAUACAUUUAAAAUACCGUAUUGUUAGCGGUAUCGUAUUAGCGUAACGUCUGAAGCACGAGAACUUUCUAAUACCGUGAUACGUAACACGCUAUUUUUGUUAAAAAGAAAAUGCGCAUGCGCACUUGUCAAAUCCUACGUUAGCGUUAACGUUAUUUGGUCUAAAACCGAAAUUUCGCGACGAAUGUAGUUCAUCAAUAGUUAAUUUGUGACAUCAUGAGUCUGAACGCUGGCUUGAAGUUGCAUCCAUGUUUCCGGCGAACUACGUUCAAUAUGACGUCAUGAGUAUCUCACGAAAGCGUUUGAGUUCAUGGAACCAUGGAAGUAGUUCGUCGCGAAAAUUCGGUUUGUCCUUGACGUUUUAUGCGUGUAUCAAACGUCAAAUUAUCGAAGCAAUGUCAAAAAAAAGCGAAUUUUGCACAAGUGAGAAUGAGGCAUUUUACGCUCUCUUUACUCUAGAACAGGAAUGACAAAAAUUUGCUCUGACUCUACUCCAACUUCCGUGUCGGGUGUCUUGUCAAUCUCUUUCAUAACCUCAAUAUCAUAAAAUAAACAAAACAAUAACAAACCAAUUAUAAAAACAAAGUAAUGCAAUUUUUACUAAACCAUUUCAAUUAUACAACAUGCUUUUACCUAAUUAUAUCCCUAAUCUAUCAUAUCAACGCUACUCUAUCCAAUAAAUCAUCUCAGCAAACUGAUCAAGACUGUGCAACUGAAAAAAUCAACAAAUACUCUAAAGAAGCUAAUACCAAAUAUAUUAAGUAUUUAAACCUUAUACAAGAUGCUAGAAGGAAUUAUAAGCAUUGCAACACGAAUCGGUGUAAUUGUCAUGCCCCAGUUAUGGCUCAUGAUUUGAAGAUUUUUAAGGAGAAGGGCAUAUCUGAGAAACAAGUACAAGCUGUUAAAUCAAAAGGUACAAAAUAUCAAAUCAUCAAUCACAAACUAUACAGGGACUCUAACUGUAUGUUUCCUAGUAGAUGUGCAGGAAUUGAACAUUUUUUACUGGAAAUCUUACCUCAGCUACCAGAUAUGGAAUUUGUGGUUAACACUAGAGAUUGGCCUCAAAUUCCAAAAAAAUACGGAAUUUUCGGCCCAGUAUUCUCCUUUAGCAAAACAGACGAAUACAAUGACAUAAUGUAUCCAGCUUGGGCUUUUUGGGAAGGCGGGCCCGCCAUCAGUCUGUAUCCAAGAGGUAUCGGCCGAUGGGACACUCACAGACAAAAACUAGGAAAACUGGGAAACUCUACCAAGUGGGAAGAUAAAAUUCCCAAAGUUUUUUUCAGAGGUUCAAGAACCUGCUCCGAACGUGACCCAUUGAUUCUUCUGUCAAGAGAGAAUCCUGAUCUAGUUGAUGCACAAUACACUAAGAAUCAAGCUUGGAAAUCUGAAGUGGACACUCUCCACGCUCCACCAGCAGAAGAAGUCUCCUUCGAAAAACACUGCAACUACAAAUACUUGUUCAACUUCCGAGGAGUUGCGGCAAGUUUUCGCUUCAAACACAUUUUGCUUUGCAAAUCGUUAGUGUUUCACGUGGGCAAUGAAUGGCAGGAAUUUUUCUAUCCGGCCCUAAAGCCUUGGAUUCAUUAUAUUCCGGUAGACGCUAAAGCGACCAAAGAACAGUUGCAAGAGCUAAUCGAGUUUGCCUUUAAUUACGAUGACGUUGCUAAAGAGAUUGCUGAAAAUGGUUACAGUAUGAUUUGGAAUAAUUUGAAGAUGAAGGAUGUUGGUUGUUACUGGAAGAAGUUGCUUAAGAAAUAUGCUGGGCUGUUGAAUUAUAAACCGAGCAGAGAUAAAACGUUGGUUGAAAUUACAAAUUAAAAAGUGUUCCUAAUAAUUUAUGCAUUCCUCAAUUUUCAAUUACAUAAUUCUAAACUUUAUUAUCCGUCCUUAAGUAUUGACAAUAACAAUAAUAACUAUUGGAAGGGUUUCGUUUGCUUAACUUUUUUUCUGUUGCUGUUGAAGUUUCUAUUUGCUUUUUAGAAAAAAAUAAAAUAAAAAUAAAUGUGUAUUCUAGAUUUAAUUAGGUUUAAUCCCAAGACAAUAUAUCUAAAUUAUAUGACAAUAAAUGUUAGUAAAUAUAUUUACAUUUUUAUUGAAUCGGCUUUUACUUGGGGGAAAUAAUCCAUUAUCUAAUAAAAGAUUUUUUAAGUAAAUUUAAAUACUUAUAUAUUUCCACUAUUUUUUUGUUAAACUUUUUACAUGUUUCGCUAAACUUUAGCUUCAUCAGAAAGAUUUAAAAAAAAAAAAAAAAAAAAAUAAAUGUAGACAUAAAAGUGAAAUUGACAAAUAUAAAAAAAGGUAAAAGCUGGUCUAAUUUUAUGUUAAUUUAAAUAGGUAUUAUACAGUAAAUAAAUUUAAAAGUGGUGAAUUGUUUAAAUCUAAUUGGUCGUUCAAUAAACAGUCUAAAGUUUUAAGUUUGUUUAUUUCUAAAGAUUCUAGAAGAUUUAAUUUUAUCCCUUUGUUUUCAUUAUGUAAUAUUUGGAAUUCAUUAUUAAAAUUAUGAUUUGAUUCUAUCAGGUGAUUUGCAUAAUUUGAAUCUGUUUUCUUUUUAUUGAAACAAUUGAAAUGUUCUUUAAUUCUAGUACCAAAAUUUUUACCUGUUUGUCCUAUAUAUACUUUUGGACAAUCUUUACAAGAUAAUUUAUAAACUCCAGAUUUAUCACAAAUUUUAGUUUUAGAUUUAUUAUUUUUUAAGUGAAAGCCUAUUGUAUUGUUAGUUUUGAAAGCAACAUUUAUAUCGUUUUUGUUAAGAAAUUUGCUAAUUUUAUUACUAGCUUGUCCUUGGAAAGUAAUACUUUUGAAAUUAUAAUUAUUUUGGAAUUUUUUAGGGUAUACUAAAUUAAUGGUAUUUUUGUAUACAUUUUUGUUUAAAAUAUCAUCUAUUAAUUUGGAAGAAUAGCCAUUAUUGAUAGCAAUUUGUUUAAUUAGGUUUAAUUCUUUUUGGAAAUUAAUAUUAUUUAUAGGAAGUGUUAUUAAUCGGUGUAUCAUACUGUUAAAAGCAGCUAAUUUGUGUUGGAUAGGAUGACAAGAUGUAUUGUGUAUAACUGUAUCAGUAUGAGUAGGUUUAUGAAAUAUGGAAAAUUCAUGUUUUUCAUUUAUGUUUUUGAUUGUUAGAUCUAGGAAAUUUAUUGAAUUCUUUAGUUCUUUUUCUAUGGUAAAUUUUAUGUUAGGGUGGAUUUUAUUAAAAGUCUAUAAAAAUAUCUAAUUGUCUGUCUGUUCCAGUAAAACAAGUUAGAAUAUAGUCAACAGUAGAGAAAUUUUUUAAAAAUUGGAUGUUUGUUAAUUUUUGAUUCAAUAAAAUCCAUGAAUAUUUCAUAUAAAAUAGGACUUAGUGGAUUUCCCAUUAUAAGUCCAACUUUGCAAGUAUAUAUUUUAUUAUCAAAUUCAAAAUAAUUUUGUCUAAGGCAUUCUUUCAAAACGAUAAUAAUUUCUUCUUUUUUAACAAUGUUUAUAUUAUUUUUAACUGAUGAAGCUAAAGUUUAUCGAAACAUGUUAAAAGUUUAACAAAAAAAUAGUGGAAAUAUAUAAGUACCUAUUUAAAUUUACUUAAAAAAUCUUUUAUUAAAUAUAUUUACUUUUGAAUUUCAGAUUAAUAAUAAUAGGCAUUUUCCUGCAUUGAGAUUCUAAUUUUUUCUAUUUAUUAUAUAAUAAACAUUCCUAUUGUACACCUUUUGAACAGAUUUACAUGCAUUUUCAUGAUAUUUAAGUGAUAUUACCUAUAUUUAUUCUAUUUUAUGUGAUAUUAAUUAUUCUUAUAUUUAAUCAAUAUUUUAGUGUUAGACUGUAUUGACAAUAAAAAAUAAAUAAUAUUUCCUGUAAAGGGCAAAAUUAAUCAAUUUGAAUAUAGAAUAACUAAUUAUUAAUGGAAGUAAAACUGCUCAUAAACAUAUAAUAGCUGGUUUGCCAUUCAAACUAAACAAAUUAUUUUGCUUUAUCUUAAAACAAACUUUAACUCGAAUCAAUAAACCAAAUAUU